AUGACGUCGAUACGCCACUCGGCAGACAUCAAGGAGAUGGACUCCGCAAAGCACGUUGAGGUCUCCAGUGAUAUCACUUGGACACCGGAAGAGGAGCAGAAGCUCGUUCGCAAGAUUGAUCUUUUUCUGCUACCGACGAUAUGGCUCAUGUACCUGCUAUCGUACAUGGACCGCACCAAUAUCGGAAACGCGAAAAUCGCUGGAAUGGGCGAUGACCUCAAGCUCACUUCGCAACAAUACUCGACCGCCCUGGUAGUUUUCUUCGUCACAUACGUCGUAUUCGAGCCGCCAUCGAACAUGCUCCUCGUCCGUCUCAAGCCCUCCGUCUACUUGCCAAUCAUAAUGAGCAUCUGGGGUGGUUUGACUUGCUGCAUGGCUGCCAUCAACGACUUUAAGCACCUCCUUGGACUGCGGAUCCUCGUCGGUGUAUUCGAAGCCGGUUUCGCCCCUGGUAUCAUCCUCAUCAUCUCAUCCUGGUACAAGAAGGACGAACAAUCGAAGCGUUUUGGUGUAUACAUGUCUGCGGCUAUCCUGAGUGGUGCUUUUGGUGGUCUUCUUGCUGGUGCCAUUACAGGCGGUAUGGAUGGCACCGCAGGACUCGCAGGCUGGCGUUGGUUGUUUAUUAUUGAGGGCGCGGCGACAGUGAUCUGGGCGAUGGCUUCAUACUUUAUCCUUUUGGAUUUCCCGGCAAACACCAAGCGUCUGACUGACCGCGAACGAGCCAUUGCCACGGCGCGCCUCCGGGAGGGCGGUGUCCAGACCCACGUGGAAGGCGAGGAGAGAAUGGGAAAGAUGAAGUCUCUCCGUCUUGCAAUCUUUGACUGGAGGACUAUCUCGUUCAUCCUUGGUUACAUGGUCAUCGUCGGCUCCUCGACCCUCUCAUACUUCUACCCUACCCUUGUCCACGGCCUCGGAUAUACCGACAGAGUGACUGCGCAGUACAUGACUGUUCCCAUUUACGCAGUUGCUUUUGUCUGCACAGCAGUUACUACCUACUUUGCCGACUCCAUCUCCAACCACCGUGGUCUUGUGAUCGCCUCAUGGCUCAGCUUCUCCCUCAUAACAUCGAUCCUGGUCUGCGUCGUCUACGAAUUUAAAGCAAGAUACGCACUCCUCGUCCUCAUGGCCGCCGGUCUCUGGUCUUCCAACGCCGUCUCUCUCUCCUUUGCUAGUGCGACAUUCGGAUCCAUGCAACCAGAGGUCAGGGCCAUUGCCAUUGCUCUAGUCAAUGCCAUGGGCAACCUAGCACAGAUCUACGGCGCAUACCUUUUCCCAGCCAAGGACAGCCCCAAGUACCUCUUGGGCUUUGGCGUCAUCUCUGGUAUGACGGGUUUUGGUAUUAUUAUUUACAUCUUCCUUCACGUUGCGCUUAGGCGGAAGGAGGGUAUGAAUUCAUUUUUCUAG
This is a messenger RNA of Pyrenophora tritici-repentis Pt-1C-BFP, 1404 nucleotides long. Its product is annotated as ProP, Permease major facilitator superfamily. Gene Ontology annotation, cellular component: membrane. Gene Ontology annotation, molecular function: transmembrane transporter activity. Gene Ontology annotation, biological process: transmembrane transport. The record is from RefSeq and is a predicted model, not a curated record. Lineage: Eukaryota; Fungi; Ascomycota; Dothideomycetes; Pleosporales; Pleosporaceae.